Molecule: messenger RNA, 2374 nt
Organism: Megachile rotundata (alfalfa leafcutting bee)
Lineage: Eukaryota; Metazoa; Arthropoda; Insecta; Hymenoptera; Megachilidae
Gene: qsm
Product: Zona pelucida superfamily protein qsm
Biological process (GO): anatomical structure morphogenesis
Source: RefSeq, a predicted model, not a curated record
CCGUCAGUGUCUCUCGCGUUCUCGCACGGGGAACAUCGUCCGCCUCGUUCGCGUUUUCUCCUCGUUGCAAUUCCGAGUUUCCUCGUUUCUGCUCCGUUUUUCCCUCGCUCGUACGCCUCGUACGAAGCGUAAAUUUGUCAGUCGGUGGACGCGCAAGGACGGUGAGAAAACUGGUCCUCGAGGAGCGCCGGCAAUCCGACUAAAUGAGACUUUCCUACGAUUCGAGCCAUAACUCUUGUAUUUGUCCCUUCUUUUCCACCUUCCUUCUCCUUUUUCCUUCUCUCUGGUCCCCCUCUGUUCCCUCGAAUUUCGAAUUCACACGCUGAAGCGUCGUCGCGAUCGAUCGGAUAGACAUGGAGCCUGGAUCGUGCUGGAGACCGCUUCUGUGCUGGAUAUGUAUUCUCGGUGUGGUGCGAGCAAACGUGCAAAGCAAGGUGAGAUGUUCGGAGCAAUGGAUGGAGGUUGACAUCGUGAGGAGUAGCCCGCAAGCGAGGAUAUAUCUGCAGCAGAUGAAGGACUUUCCAGACGAGGCUUGCAAACCGCAACUGAACAACGGCGUCGCCACGUUCCGAUUACCUCUCCUUGAACAAGACAUGCUGCGAUGCGGUAUCACUAGGGUCGUUAACAAAGUCACGGGUCAAAAGGUGUACUUCCAUCGGAUAAUAGUGGAGGAGCCGGCGGAUUCCAGCAAACACACGUUCACGGUGAAGUGUGUUAUAACAGAGGUGGUGGUGAAACCUGGAAUUUCGAUCGCCGCCAAUCAUACCGCGGUUCGACGAAGCGUCCUGCCAGCAGGAUUUCAGGAACCCGACGUGAUCGACAUCAGGGAUGAAAUCUCCGAGUCGGCACCGGUACCAAUUUUGGGAGUCGGUGUCAGGCAAGGUAGCAAUUUGGUCACCGGAGAAUUGAACGUCAGUCCGGGCACGCCUUUGCAAAUGGAAAUCUUUUUGGACAGCGGAUCGGCGCCGGUUUACGGGUUACUGGUCACCUACAUGUUGGUCACGGACACUAAAUCGCAGGAGGAAACGAUAAUCAUUAACGGCUGCUCCGUGGAUCCUUAUCUCUUCGAGAACUUCAACACGGUGGACGGCGACUUCCUGACAGCGAAAUUCCGUGCUUUCAAGUUCCCGGAAAGCACUUACGUUCAGUUUCGCGGUACCGUUAACGUCUGUUUGGACAAGUGCCAAGGGAUCGAGUGCAGCAACAACCAAAUAGGAUUCGGUAGAAAAAGAAGAGCCAUAGACGUCUCGGACACGGAUAAGAACAAAUUGUUCGAAGUGACGAUGUCCGCCUUGAUCAAAGUGGAUUUCGAAGAAGAUGCCGUGGUAGAUAAAGCCCUGUCCGAAAUGUACAUCAGAAGAGGGAAGAACAGGACGAAAGCCAGGGCAGUCAUCGCCGAAGAGGUCAGAGAGCAGCCGACGACUCCGACGAUCAUCAGGACAGAAGAGAGAGCUUUCAUAGCCCAAGAAGUCAAAGAACAUUUCAAGUACAAGCUCACCGAGUCCGAAUCGAGUGGCUCGUCGUGUAGAACGGUGAUCUUGCCUCUUCUUGUCUUACUCCUCUGUUUUUCCAAGUUUCUGUAAGUUUCAGGAGAAACGAUCCAGGAGCUGACGAUCGCUGAUUGUAAAUAGAACGCAGAGCUUGAGAACCCGGCAGAAUUCGAGUGCAACGCGAGAAGAACGAAUUUCUCGCCGGAUGUUAGUAUAAUUCUUACUCUGUUUACGUAUAGAGAAACGGUGACUAUCAAACACUUUUUGUGAUAUCGAAUUCACGACCGAUCGCUUCUUUCUUUUAACACGGUCCGAAGUUUCUUAUCGAAUCGAUAGGAAGCUUCGAACCACGUUGACUUCGGACCUUCACUAAUCUCGGUUGACUUUUCGAAAAAUAUAAGGAAGAAUAACCGCAAAGCUUCGAUUACGGCUUAAGAGAUGGUUCACUAGAUUUCUCCGCUCUGCGACCGCCAGAUUUUCAUCCGUUCCCUUCCUUUCAUCCGUAUUCCGCAUCAUUUUCGUACUACUUGUCCCUUAGCUGUAAUGCCCGCGAAUAACUACACAAUAUAACAAAGCCGUUAUGCUGCCAGAAGAAAAUUGGCCUUUGCGAGCGGAGAAUACCGAAGAGACCUAGUCGCGCGACGAGGUGUAACAAUGCUAUGUGACUUAAGUAACUUAGACAAUUAUGAGAUAAUUAAUCGCUGCUACGAUCCCAAUAUAAUUAUAACGGAACGCGCAAGUGUAAAAUAACUCUUAAUAAAGCGACAACGAACGCGUGGAGGACGCGUACUAAUUACUCCGCCUCUGUGAAGAGGUAUCUUAAUUUUAUAAUCGCCUAUGGAGAGAAAGAAAGAAGGUUAAUAAAGAAAACUCAAAGAAAUGUA